This is a messenger RNA of Microthlaspi erraticum, 1074 nucleotides long. NCBI's taxonomy places the organism in Eukaryota, Viridiplantae, Streptophyta, Magnoliopsida, Brassicales, Brassicaceae. The record is from the annotation of a GenBank genome assembly.
AUGGCGGUAAACUAUAGUGGAAGGUUUGAUAUUUUACAAGCCUGCAAAAGUCUUGCUGAGAAGGCAAAAAACGGGCUGAUUCAAGUGGAGGACAUAGAUGAAAAUCUCAUGGAGAAAGAGUUGAUGACAAAGUGUAGUGAGUUCCCAAAUCCUGACCUAUUGAUCAGAACGAGCGGAGAGCAACGGAUCAGUAACUUCUUCCUAUGGCAAUCUGCUUACACUGAGCUCUACUUCCCUAAUGUUCUAUGGCCUGACUUUGGAGAGGCUGAGUAUCUCCAGGCAUUGACUUGAUCGAUCAAAACCGCGGCUUCUCGAUUCGAUGGAGAAGAACAAAGGAACGACAAACUUGGAGAGAAAGAGAAAGGAGAGAGCAUACCAAAUCACGUGGCGAUAAUAUUGGACGGAAACAGACGUUGGGCGAAGAAAAAAGGACUCGGUGUAUCGGAAGGUCAGGAAGCCGGAGCAAUAACAGCUGUGGACCUUGUAGUGGAAUUUUUCGCUUUGGGGAUAAAAACAGUCUCACUCUUUGCAUUCUCCACUGAAAAUUGGGGAAGACCCGAGGAUGAAGUUCACUACUUGAUGGAAAUGUAUGAGAAAGUCUUCAGGUCGGAGAUACCUUUAUUCCAAAAAUAUGAAAUCAAGAUCUCUGUUAUCGGGAACCGGAAAAAUAUCCCCAAGUCGCUUCUCAGUGCAAUAGUAGACCUAGAAGAAGCUACAAAGAGCUACGAAGGAAAGCACCUCAUUGUGGCGAUUGACUAUAGUGGAAGGUUUGAUAUCUUACAAGCCUGCAAAAGUCUUGCUGAAAAGGCAAAAAAGGGGCUGAUCCAAGUGGAGGACAUCGACGAAAAUCUCAUGCAGGAAGAGUUGCUGACAAAGUGUAGUGAGUUCCCAAAUCCUGACCUAUUGAUCAGAACGAGCGGGGAGCAACGGAUCAGUAACUACUUCCUAUGGCAAUCAGCUUACAGUGAGCUCUACUUUCCUAGCGUUCUGUGGCCUGACUUCAACAAGGCUAAAUAUCUCGAGGCAUUGACUUGGUAUCAGCAGAGGAAUAGGCGAUUCGGUCGCAGAGUUUAA